This is a messenger RNA of Andrographis paniculata, 621 nucleotides long. RefSeq names its product 40S ribosomal protein S30. Lineage: Eukaryota; Viridiplantae; Streptophyta; Magnoliopsida; Lamiales; Acanthaceae. Bases 94 to 282 code for a protein of 62 amino acids. The record is from RefSeq and is a predicted model, not a curated record. Gene Ontology annotation, biological process: translation. The transcript has 3 exons. Gene Ontology annotation, cellular component: ribosome; cytosolic small ribosomal subunit. Gene Ontology annotation, molecular function: structural constituent of ribosome.
CUGCCAUUUUUCAAUUCAGGUUCCCGCAAGAGAACGCGAGGAAGGUGCACCGAAGAUUUCUCGGAGUUUUGCGAAGAAUUAGAUCAAUCAAUCAUGGGUAAGGUGCACGGUUCAUUGGCGCGUGCCGGAAAGGUGAGAGGGCAAACGCCGAAGGUUGCGAAACAGGACAAGAAGAAGAAGCCCCGAGGGCGUGCCCACAAGCGGAUGCAAUACAAUCGCCGUUUCGUCACUGCUGUUGUUGGCUUUGGGAAGAAGAGAGGACCAAACUCAUCCGAGAAGUGAAGUAGAGCUAAAAGAUCGAUCAGCGUAUGUUUAUUAUUCCAUACAUACUGGAUUAAAUUUGUGCUUGUUUUUUUUUUUUUGUUAUUGAACAUUAUUGCUGCUUAAUGAUCAGUUAGUAAUUUUUGCUUUUGUGCAAAAUUUGGCUCUUUGCUUCUUGGGAUGUGUCGCAAGUUCGAAAUAUAUUUAUGGCCGUAUGUUCAAAGAUCUGAUGACUAUUGGUCAAAUUUUCAGUAGGGUUUGUGGGUGUUCUCGGAGCAUGGUUUUAUUUAUAUUUCAUAAGUUUCUGUUGCUUGUUUUCUAUUUAUAAUUUUGAAGAGCUGCCGUUAUUGGUCACUCAAA